Messenger RNA from Lolium perenne, 1738 nucleotides. Lineage: Eukaryota; Viridiplantae; Streptophyta; Magnoliopsida; Poales; Poaceae. The record is from RefSeq and is a predicted model, not a curated record.
CUAGCAAUCUGUUAUAUGAUCAUUACAUGAUGAAUGAAAUACAAUUGCUUUCUUAAUUUUGCAGUGACAUUGAGGUAUGGAGGACGGCACCUUCGUCCGAGAUGAGGAGGGGGAAGAAGCGGUGCAGCGAUUGAUCUAUGAGAGUGCCCGUGGUCCGGAACCCGACGAUGGAGAUGACAACGAGUACGCCGACUUUCUGAAUGAUUUUGGCGAGGGACUUGAGUCUGAACAAGUUAGAAAAGACAAUGAAGUGUCCAUCACAAACUCCGGCGAGCCUUCUGGAUCAUCGAGCAAGUCUGUUAGAACAAAACGAGGCCCGACGCGGGUGCUAAAGGGCGAGGGCAGGUUAGCCCUCACGGCAUUCAAGGCUAAUGGUGAACCAGUGGAGCCCAAGGAGUUUUGCCGCAAAUUUACAAGUCAAUCCGGAGUUAUUGUUAGGGACCAUGUACCGAUCAGCAUUCAAGAGUGGCAUAAGCCGAAGAACCCGGAGAGUGGUGCUACUUAUGUCAACGACAGCAUGAAAAAAUUUCUUUGGGAAACGCUACUGACAAAGUUCAGCCUACCGGAAGACAUGACGGAAGGCCAGAAGGAUAAAGUCAAGGAAUGGACAUGGAAGAAGAUGGCCAUACAAUUCCAGAGCUUCAAGAAAAAUUUAUGGGACAAAUAUAAGAAUGAAGAUCCAGUAUUCGAUGAUAAUACCGAAAAUCUAGUGAAGAUAAAAGAUCACUGGGCCGCAUUUAAGGAGUAUAAGAAAUCGUCUAAGUUUGUGUCCCGAUCGAAGAAAAAUACCGAAAAUGCUGCAAAGAAGAAACUUCCGCAUCAUUUGGGGUCAGGUGGCUACAAGAGUGCCAUUCCGAAGUGGACAGCGUUUGAGAAUAAACUGAUGGAUCAUGGAAUCACUCCACAGACAUGGGACUGGCCCGAACGGUCCAAGUUCUGGUUGUUCGCUCAUGGGGCAGGGUUGGACCCAAAGACAGGGUUGAUCGUUGCGAAGGGAAAAUGGAAGGAAAAAAUUGAGGCAAUUGUACCGAAGCUUGUAGAUGCAAUUGAAAAGGUCAGAAAGGGAGAGUACAUUCCCGAUCGAGAGAAUGACGAGCUGACACUCGCUCUGGGGAACCCUGAACAUGUUGGACGGGUACGAGCUCGCCCAGGUCUCACCAUGAAGGAAGCGUGGCCGGACAGCGCUGACACUUAUAGAAGCCGUUCGCGAAAGAAGAAGAAGGACGCCGACAUUGUAACGGAGUUGUUAUCUAGGGUGGAGGCUCUUGAGAGAAAUCAGAGGGCACCUGAUCAGCCGCUGUUUCUACAGGAUCCACAAGCCGAUGCUGCCCCAUCUCAGCGAAGAAGCAGUGUCGGUUCCUCGCAUCUUGACGGAUGUGGAGGAAGCUACCCCGUGGAUUAUGUCACGGAGAAGACAGAUUGCGAGCUACAUAUGUUAAUCAGGACCGCGUCUGUUAAGGUGGCGGUCGGCUAUGUGUACCCAAGUGAAGAUGGAGCAAUGCACCAUCAUAUGCCCAUUCCACCUGGUUGUGUUCGUGUCGGGGUGGAUGAAGUUGUUUCGGGGUUUGAAAAAGUGGAGCUUGAUAUUCCUAGAGGUGAAGAUGAGAGGACACUGGGCGAUGUCAAGCACGGUUUCGCCCUAUGGCCGAAGAAGUACGUCGUCCUUUUGCAAAGGCCACCGACUCCUACACAUGAGCAGCAAAUGCCAUCGACUCCUCCCCGGUGGCAGUCCCGGUGA